UGUGUUUUGUGAACAGUCGGACAGUGAGAACAGUAUGAGUCAGUCUCAGACAGCUGUAAGUGGCUCAACUGAGCGACACCGAGGUGAACCAUCAACAGCGGUGAAUCCAGAGCGGCCACUGACUGUAGACCAGAGAAACAGUGAUUCUAUGAACGGACAACAUGGCAGCGUUGAGUCUGACUCAUUAGCGAGGAGAGGACUAAACCUGGCGCACAAAGCAGGGUCAGAGGAAAACCCAUCAUCAGCCACUUCAGUCCCCAAAACAAGUUGCCCCCUGCAAGCUCGCAGCUUUGUGGAUGGAGAUGCCCUCUCUUUUGGGUUGACCAGCCUAAUGGACCGUGCAAGGACUAAAGAGCAUCGCUCUCGAUUGAAAGCUGCCGAACGCAAAGAACCUCAAGAGGAAAGCAAAGAAAAGAUUGGUGAAAGUGAAACUGCCUCAGAAGAACCCCAACCAUCCACCCCUGCAAUCAGUUCACUUCCUAGACCUGACCCUCUUGCCCCUCCUGUUGGUUUUUUACCUUCUAAACUGAAUCCUCUUACCCCUCCCACUGGAUUCUUUGCAGUCGCAAAGCCUGAUCCUUUGGCUUCACCUGCUGGUUUCAUUCCAACUCCUAAACCAAAUCCUUCUGCUCAACCUACACCCAAACCUGGUCCUCUGGCACCACCGGUGGGAUUCAACUCAGCUCCUAAACCAAACAUUUCGACACAAUCUACAACCAAGGCUGAUCCUCUGGCACCACCGGUAGGAUUCAACUCAGCUCCUUAACCAAACAUUUCGACACAAUCUACAACCAAGAUUGAUCCUCUGGCACCACCGUUAGGAUUCAACUCUGCUCCUAAACCAAACAUUUUGACACAAUCUACAACCAAGGCUCAUCCUCUGGUACCACCGGUAGGAUUCAACUCAGCUCCUAAACCAAACAUUUUGACUCAAUCUACAACCAAGACUGAUCUUCUGGCACCACCGUUGGGAUUCAUACCGGCUCUUAGACCAAACUCUUCCACUCAGCUUAUGCCCAAACCUGAUCCUCUGGCACCUCCGGUGGGAUUUUUUCCCGCCCCAAAGCGAGACCCUUUUGCCCCAGUGGCAGGAUUUAUCCCCAAGCCCAAAGUUGACCCAUU
This is a messenger RNA of Cyprinus carpio (common carp), 1122 nucleotides long. RefSeq lists its product as uncharacterized. The record is from RefSeq and is a predicted model, not a curated record. NCBI's taxonomy places the organism in Eukaryota, Metazoa, Chordata, Actinopteri, Cypriniformes, Cyprinidae.